GAAAGAUGGGCAGACAUACUGUUCCUCAAACCAUGAUCAGUUAAUAAACUCUGUAACAUUACAGAACGAGCUCAUUAAAAUGGCGAGAGACUUUACUACAACAAGUCUGAGCAAUAUUGACCUCGCCUCUUUACGGGAUCCUGCAGGAAUAUUUGAGCUCAUCGAGGUGGUGGGCAAUGGGACCUAUGGGCAGGUUUAUAAGGGACGGCAUGUGAAAACAGGACAGCUGGCAGCUAUCAAGGUCAUGGAUGUGACUGAGGAGGAGGAAGAUGAAAUCAAACUGGAGAUAAACAUGUUGAAAACUCAUUCUCAUCACAGGAACAUCGCUACAUAUUAUGGUGCUUUUGUUAAGAAAAGUCCUGCAGGUCAGGAUGACCAGCUUUGGCUGGUGAUGGAGUACUGUGGUGCAGGAUCAGUCACAGACCUGCUGAAGAAGACUAAAGGCAACUGCCUGAAAGAGGACUGGAUCGCUUACAUCUGCAGAGAAGUGCUCAGAGGUCUGUUACACCUGCACUCACAUCAUGUCAUUCAUCGAGACAUUAAAGGACAAAAUGUGCUGCUGACAGAGAACGCUGAAAUUAAACUCGUGGAUUUUGGUGUGAGUGCUCAGUUAGAUAGGACCAUUGGAAGAAGAAACACUUUUAUUGGCACGCCGUACUGGAUGGCACCUGAGGUGAUAGCAUGUGAUGAAAACCCAGACUCUACAUAUGACUACAGAAGUGACGUGUGGUCUCUGGGGAUCACAGCUUUGGAGAUGGCAGAGGGAUCGCCACCAUUGUGUGACAUGCAUCCGAUGAGAGCUCUGUUUCUCAUUCCACGAAACCCUCCUCCCAAACUUAAGUCCAAGAAAUGGUCUAAAAAGUUCCUGACAUUUGUGGACAGUUGUCUGGUGAAGAACUACCUGCACAGGCCAUCCACAGAGACGCUGCUACGACACUCGUUCAUUAAAGACCUCCCUAACGAACGACAAGUGCGCAUCACACUCAAAGACCAUCUGGAUAGAACCAGGAAGAGGAGACGAGAGAAAGAGGGAACUGAAUAUGAAUACAGUGGAAGUGAAGAUGAAGAGGAUGGUAUGAAUGAGGAUGAAGGUGAACCCAGCUCUAUAGUGAAUCUUCCUGGCGAGUCCACGCUAAGACGAGAGUUCCUGCGUUUACAACAGGAGACACACUCACAAACACAACAACAACAACAACAACUGCACAAUCAAGACAACUACAAAAGACAGUUGCUCGCCGACCGACAGAAGAGGAUCGAACAACAGCAGGAGGAGAGACGACGCUUUGAAGAUCAACAGGAAAGGCUGUUACACGAGACUGGACAGCAGUGGCCGGAGCUUCAGGAGAUGAUAUGGCAAGAAGAAACUGACAUCACUGAGAAAAGUAAAAGAAAUCACAAGAAACAGCCCAAAGACAAUGAAUAUCACAGGACUGAUAUUCAAUCCGGGUCUGUAAGUCUUUUAAUUGAUCAGCAGGGUAGAAAGCUCCACCGCACACUUCCCCGAGAUCAGGCCCAGCUACUGUUACUCCAACACGACUACAGACACCAGCAGAACUGCCCCACCACACCACAUGACGAGAUGGCAGGAAUGAUGGAAUCUCUGGACAAUCAUCAUGUGAAUAUGAAUCAUAUCGAUGUCAGGAUUCCUCAUGUUCAAUCCAGACUGGGAUCAGGAAGUAACUCCAGUCCCUGCACUCCAGCACUCCAGCGAGCUGCCAAACACCCGAACAUGAAUGUGUGCUCCGGUCGAGAGAUUCAACACAGCAGCUCCAUGUCUGAUGUUGCAACUCCACUCUCUCCUACACUGGAUGAUGUGUUCUUCAACCCUGAUGAUCAACCACCCAAGAUUCCAGAGCGAACAACCUCAAAGUUCAAAGAGCCCUUGACCCAUCGUAGAUUUGGAUCCACAGGUCAUCAGUGUCCUCUGGACAAUAGUGUCAAUAUGUUUUACUCCAGCAGCUCAACAAGCAGCAGUCAGUCAGGUUACCAUAAGGUCGAUGGUCCACCUCAACAGAACAGACUGUCAAACUCUCAAAGUCCAACUUCACCACAAAACCAGGGUUUUGAAAUUAAGUCACACUUCAGUCCAUUAGUGAAGUUAGCGGAGUACUCUUCCUCGAGUGAUGAUGAUGAUGAUGAGAAGAGCAGAUCUCCAGUGAGAAAUGGAAGGCAUUUGUUAUCCAGAGGACAGUCUCAUGAUAUAGUUCUCCAGCCUCAGCACCAUCUCAAACAGCAGCAGCAGAGUGCAGCAAAGGCAACACAUAAUAUCCAUCAAAGACCUGUGGCAUCUCAAUCUAGUGACAUUUAUCAUCUUCCUGACCUCCUGCACAAGAGCCCCAUACAUCAACUCACCUACCACCAACCCAGUACUCAAACCUCACUGGAUAAAAUGCUGAAUAAUCAGGCAGUAAAAAGUACAUCAUCCUCUUCAUCAUUCUCAUCGUUUAUCGACCCUCGAUUGCUGCAGAUCUCUCCACCUCAGAGUACACAAGGAUACGGUCAAGUGAAUGUGAAUGUGAGGUGUGACCCGUGCAGGAGAGAGCCCCACAGGAAGGGUUCAGUGGUGAACGUUAACCCUACUAACAUCCGGCCUCAGAGUGAUGCGCCAGAGAUUCGCAAAUACAAGAAAAAGUUCAAUACUGAAGUGUUGUGUGCUAGUCUGUGGGGUGUGAAUUUGUUGGUGGGCACAGAGAGUGGUCUGUGGCUGCUAGACCGCAGUGGUCAGGGUAAAGUUUACUCUCUCAUCAGCCGCAGACGCUUUCAACAGAUGGAUGUACUGGAGGGACUCAAUGUAUUAAUCACCAUAUCAGGUAAGAAGAACAAACUGAGGCUGUACUACCUGUCCUGGCUGAGGAAUAAGAUCUUGCAUAAUGAUCCAGAGGUAGAGAAGAAACAGGGCUGGACGUCAGUGGGUGAGCUGGAAGGAUGUGUCAACUACAAAGUCGUUCGCUAUGAAAAAAUAAAGUUCCUGGUCAUCGCUUUGAGGAGUGCAGUGGAGAUCUAUGCGUGGGCUCCUAAACCAUAUCACAAGUUUAUGGCUUUUAAAUCAUUUAGCUCACUGCCUCAGAAACCCCUCUCUGUUGACCUGACGGUGGAGAAUGGACAGAGGUUAAAGGUCAUAUAUGGGUCUCAUUCUGGUUUUCAUGCCAUUGAUGUGGAUUCAGGUUCACCCUUUGAUCUGUACCUGCCCAAUCAUAUUCAGGGUGUGAUUCGGCCUCAUGCCGUCAUCAUUCUGCCCGGCAGCAGUGGGAUGGAGCUGUUGCUGUGUUACGAAGACGAGGGCGUCUAUACUGACACCUAUGGCCGCAUCACCAAGGAGACGGUGCUGCAGUGGGGGGAGAUGCCCGCCUCUGUCGCAUACCUUCAGUCAAAUCAAGUGAUGGGCUGGGGAGAGAAAGCCAUUGAACUAAGAUCUGCCAAGACUGGGAGUCUAGAGGGAGUCUUCAUGCACAAAAAGGCUCAAAAACUGAAGUUCCUGUGUGAGAGGAAUGAUAAAGUGUUCUUUGCCUCUGUUCAGUCUGGUGGAUGCAGUCAGAUCUACUUCAUGACAUUAGGACACAACUUACUCUUCAACUGGUGAUUAUUUUUGGUUUGAGAACUUUGUGGGGUAAAUCAGUAAACUAUCUGAAUCCCACAGCCACAACAUUAAAACCAUCUGCCUAAUAUUGUGUAGGUCCCCCUCGUGCCACCAAAACAGCGCUAACCCACAUCUCAGAAUAUCAUUCAGAGAUGUUAUUCUUCUCUAUCUUCUGUUAUUCUAUCACCAACAAUCAUGCCACGGUCCAAAUCACUGAGAUCACAUUUUUCCCCAUUCUGAUGGUUGAUGUGAUCAUUAACUGAAGCUCCUGACCCAUAUCUGAAUGAUUUUAUGCACUGCACUGCUGCCACAUGAUUGGCUGAUUAGAUAAUCACACGGAUGAUUGUUGGUGUCAGAUGGACUGGUGUGAGUGUUUCUGUAACUACAGAAAUAGAGGUUUUAAUGUUGUGGCUGAUGGGUGUAAAUAACUAACUGUUGUACUGUUGUACAAUCAAACACUGUAGCAUUUUGUUUUUGUGGAAAUUCCAACACCUCAGAAUUGAAAUUAUACAAUAAUACAAAAGUAGAAUCGGGGACAUACAGCAUUCAUUUGGGGGGUUUCAAGCUGAAAUAUUUAAUCAUAUUUUAAGUUUAACAUAAAUCACAGUUUAACUUUUUUAUAUAUAUUUUUUGUUUAUUCUCAUAUUGAAAACCAAACAUAACUUGACACAUAACAAUAUAUAAAAUAGAACAAAAGUUUUGUUUAGAUUUUAGUGCAGACCAAACAUUACAUAUUUUCUUUGGCCAUGCUGUAUUGAGUCUGAACUUGCAUCUGAUUUUGCUUUAUAUCUUGUCAGCAUGAGAAAGAAUAUUAAAACCUGGCAGAUGAUAUAUUCUUCUGUACACUUAUGAAUUCAUCUUUUAUUUGUCUUCUGUGGUCACAUUAUUAUAUCAGCUCCAGUGUGGCCAAAAAUGCCAAAUGCUUUCCCUUUUCUCACCAUAUUUCAUAGAAGUUCAUUAAUUUUUGAUUUGGAAGCAUCAUAAUCUUGUCUAUUGAGUCUAGACAUCCACUAGUUUCUUUAAGUACAUCUAUACAGUAAAGUUUAGCUUGUGCUUUGUUUAUUUAUUCAUAGAUCUUGCUUAUUAGUUCAAGCCACAGAUGUAUGAGGUCAAUGUUUAGGGAUGAUAAACACAAAUUCAUAAUUCACAAAGUCACUUCAUUUUUGAGCAGAUCAGCUAAUUCAUCAAACUGUACAUGUGUCAAUAUAGCUUAUGUUUAUAGGUUUUGUAGCUGGCCAAUAUAGUUCAUUUUGCAGAUGUGUGACUAUAUAGAUCAUUAUUUAUAUCCAUUGCAAUGUAUAUCAUUCACCUGAUUCCCCACCAUGGUGCCUUAAUAAUCAGAAAGUUUAAAUGAUAUGCUAAUUAUACUGUAUUGCUCAUUAUGUGUGUUACCCAGUAAAUGCGCUGGUAAAUGUUAGAGAAUAACAGAGCCAGUGCUGAAACAUUUUCGUUAUAUUAUAGGGGAAAACAGUAAAAAAGGUGGGAAGCGUGGUCAUGUGUGGAGAAGACGAUAUAACAAGUUGUGCAUGGAUGUGGGGAUGUGAACAUGUGUAGAGGAAUGGGUUUAGUUUAAAUGGAACAAAUAAGUGGAGCCAGAGAGCAUGAACAGUAAUUAACACAGUGUUAAAGAAAGUCAGAUAGUCAAUGGUUAACCAAGGAUGUAGCAUGAAACAAAGAAGGAUUAGCACUGGCUAUUUUAUUCAGUGAUAUUUGGGAAAGAUUCAUUCAAAAUGAAUUUAAGCACUCAAAACUCUUCAAUUUGUUGAGACGUAGUGAAUAACUGGGCAUAAAAUACUUUGAACCAUUCCUUAAGAAUCCUAUUGUAUCCACUUUACAUUGCUUUAUACAGAGUGACUUAUUAAUAUUAUUAAAUUAGAUGUUACGCUUUCAUUUUCAUUGACGAUUUCUUUCAUUAAUGAAAUAAUAGAAAAGAUAACAGUAAAAUAACUAUUUGUUGUUUCACUCUUGGUCACCAUGUGAAGACUUUACUGUCACGUAGUCCUUCAUUCAUGUGAGCCAGCGAAUAAUGUAAAUGUAUACUUAAUUGUACCUUCUCUGUUGUUACAUAAAUGUACAUUUCCUGUAUAAAGUUUCAUAGACAAUUAUUUAGCUAGCAUAAUGGACAGUACAGUACAGGAAUUACACUAUGUAUAAAAGUGUUAUGCUUGUCAAAAACCUCUUUUGUUUAGAUUGUGUAACAAUAUAGACAAAUGCAUUUAACUUUAUGUAUAUAUUUCGUGUGACUGGACUCAAUUAUAAAAAAUCUAUAAAUGUACUCAUUAAACCAAAUAAAUGUUUUUAAAAGUUA
Xyrauchen texanus (razorback sucker) is the source of this 5885-nucleotide messenger RNA. Its product is annotated as mitogen-activated protein kinase kinase kinase kinase 4. The record is from RefSeq and is a predicted model, not a curated record. The transcript has 32 exons. Gene Ontology annotation, biological process: protein phosphorylation. The coding region runs from base 80 to 3580 and encodes 1166 amino acids. NCBI's taxonomy places the organism in Eukaryota, Metazoa, Chordata, Actinopteri, Cypriniformes, Catostomidae. Gene Ontology annotation, molecular function: protein kinase activity; ATP binding.